Molecule: messenger RNA, 2445 nt
Organism: Carassius auratus (goldfish)
Lineage: Eukaryota; Metazoa; Chordata; Actinopteri; Cypriniformes; Cyprinidae
Product: serine/threonine-protein kinase Sgk2-like
Exons: 12
Coding region: 10-1197 (395 amino acids)
Biological process (GO): protein phosphorylation
Molecular function (GO): ATP binding; protein serine/threonine kinase activity
Source: RefSeq, a predicted model, not a curated record
GGGUCUGUUAUGUCACAAAAACCUGAAGAUCCAGUUUGUGAGCGGCAGAGCAGCAUAAGAGCUGGGUGCUGCUGGACACUUCAGAUCUCCACCGCUGCUGGCAAACACAAGAUGGCUCAUUAUAACCCAUCCUUAUCGUCUCCAUCAGACGAGGUCAAUCUGGGUGUGUCGGUCAAUCCUCAAGCCAAACCCACUGACUUUGACUUUCUGGCUGUGAUUGGGAAAGGAACAUUUGGGAAGGUGCUCUUAGCUAAACUGAAAGCUGAUGGGAAAUUCUAUGCCGUGAAAGUUUUGCAAAAGAAAAUGAUAUUGAAGAAAAAAGAGCAAAAGAAUAUCAUGGCAGAGAGGAACGUGCUGCUCAAGAGUCUGAAACACCCUUUUCUGGUCGGGCUGCACUACUCCUUUCAGACCUCGGAGAAGCUGUAUUUUGUCCUGGAUUACGUCAACGGUGGAGAGUUAUUCUAUCACCUGCAGAGAGAGCGCUGUUUCUCAGAGGCACGAGCUCGCUUCUACACGGCGGAGGUGGCCAGUGCCAUCGGAUACCUUCACUCUCUCAAUAUAGUGUACAGAGACCUCAAGCCAGAAAACAUUCUGUUAGACCACCAGGGUCAUGUGGUGUUAACAGAUUUCGGCUUGUGUAAAGAAGGCAUAGAACCAGAAGGAACCACCACGACCUUCUGCGGCACCCCAGAGUAUCUGGCCCCUGAGAUCCUGCGGAAAGAGCCGUAUGACCGCACUGUGGACUGGUGGUGUCUCGGAGCUGUGCUCUAUGAGAUACUUUACAGCUUACCUCCGUUCUACAGCCGGGACGUGUCUGAGAUGUACGACGCCAUCCUUCACAAACCUCUGCAUCUGCCUCCGGGGAAGUCUCAGGCCUCCAGUCACCUGCUCUACGGACUCCUGCAGAAAGACCAGCGCCGCCGCAUAGGAGCCAUUGCUGAUUUUUUGGAGAUUAAAAAUCAUGUCUUCUUCACCCCCAUAAACUGGGACGACCUCUACCACAAGCGAAUCACUCCUCCAUAUAACCCAAAUGUGAGAGGCCCAGCAGACCUUCAGCACAUUGACCCAGAGUUCACCAGAGAGACGGUGCCCAACUCUGUGGGCCGCACCCCAGACCUCACCCCCAGCCUGGCCACCAGCAGCUCCAACGCCUUCACCGGCUUCUCAUACAUCUCUGGAGAAGACGGCUUCCUCUGAGGCGAAGACUUCUCUCGCCGUCAGCUCUCUGAGCGCAGGGCGUUUCACUGGACUGGGAUGAGGGUAAGCUGUGACACAGGAAACGCACCUGUCGCAUGACGAGUUUUCAGAUUCUGCAUUCAUAAUAAGAUAUUUCAUCAGGAUGCACUCAUGUUCUUUGUGUAAGACUAAAGGACAUUGCCGGAGACGGGUUUGCUGAUUGCACCGCUGGCAAAGAAGCUAUAGUUGCAAAACCUGUAAAAGUCUACAGUAGAUUUGUGAUCUUGCUCGUCUUUGGGGGAUGGUGGAUCUGCCUGCUUUACCUUUGGCAACAUUCUCAUCUAAUGUUCUUCAUCUGAUUACUGAAAAGCAUGGAAAAUGACACCUUUGCUUUGUAACGUUAUGUGCAAAACAUCCUGUAAUGCAAUGCUCUUCUGUUGUUAAAAAUGUCACAAUCAAAUCUAUUUUAUGAUCUAAAAAAGUGAAGUUAAUCUAACUGUGCUUUAUGAAAUCAUGUAUUAAUGCUGAGAAAGUCUUUGUCAAGAACCAAUGAUAAAUGUAUUUGUUUUUUCUCUUUGACACAGAUAUGUACAGAUAUACAUAUAUAUACUGCUCAUAUGUGUUUUUGUUUAAGAUGUUGUCAAAUCUUGCUAAUUUUUCCCUUAAUUUGUGUGAUAUGAUAGAAUUCACCUUGGAAAAAAAAUGUGUUGAGAUUUUAUUUUAUUUUCCUCUGAUGUGGCAGUUUUUGUUUCCAUAUGACAAAGCAGCGAUGAAUUCAUGCAAAGCAUUACAUUCACACACUGUUCAUUCAUUUUGACUUCACCAUUAAGCAGAACAUCUCCAUCUAUUUUAAUAGUAACAUGUAUAACAUUUAUAUUAGCUUCCUUUAAAUAAACAUAAAAAAGAUCAAACAGAAAUACCAAAAAUAGUUCAAUUCCAUGUUGACUUUAUGAUCACUAGAAAGUUAGAAACUGUUUUUAGACAAAUUAUAAUUAGUUUUGGUCCUUAUGCAAAUGCUAAUUUUAGUCUCGUCAGGUGACUGUAAAUAAGAUCAUUUUCUUAUCUAGAAGUUAUCUAUUUGCAAUCAGCAAAGAUGAGUUUAAGGAAGUGUGUGCUUUCCACAGUGUAGACUAACUCUGGGUUAAGUCUGGAACAUUUCUGAGAUAAGGUAAAUUGGUUAAAGUUUCUCCGUGUUUUGAGGCGUUUAAAAAAUAUUUUAGAAUUUUAUUCUAAUCUCUAAAACAAUAAUAAAAAAAAACUACUGCAUUG